Messenger RNA from Nymphalis io (European peacock), 2166 nucleotides. RefSeq lists its product as uncharacterized. The transcript is spliced from 2 exons. NCBI's taxonomy places the organism in Eukaryota, Metazoa, Arthropoda, Insecta, Lepidoptera, Nymphalidae. The record is from RefSeq and is a predicted model, not a curated record. Bases 179 to 1705 code for a protein of 508 amino acids.
GAAUUUAUUGAAAUUGAUUAAAACAAGCCACAAGCAGAAAUAACUUAAAUAUAAAUAAUUGAGGUAUAAUUCGCUGUGCGUUAUAAGUGUGCACAAAUGUGUUUUUUAGACUAUUUAUGAUGAUUGAUGAUAGCAGAUUAUAUUAUUAGGUCAAAUAAUUUAAAAAGAUUUUGAAACUAUGGUUAAUAAUAUUGAAAGUGAUAAACUGUUUCGACUGCUCGACAACGAGACAACAGAGGAAUGGAGUGACGAAAUGUGUAUUCGAAUAUCAUUAGAAGAUGAUUUUCCGGCCAUAGUUAAAGAUACAACUAUUCAGAAAGUUAUCAUAAAUAGAUUCCUCAAUUUUUAUUUAUCUGGCAAAGUUCAAAAAGGCUUAAAUGCUAGGGACAUUAUUUUUGCAGUUAUUGCAAUAAUACCGUAUUCAUUAGGUACAGAAGACGUAAUUUGGCAUAAAAAUCAUUACAGUGAUAACGGAAAUCUAUUCUUUUUGACACCGGAAGACAAAUUAAAGAUGGAAAUAAAAAAUAUUCUUACUCAACAACAGAAACCAAAAGAUGAUCAGCUUGAAAGAAAUAACAAUAUACAGAACAAUGAAACAAAAACAUCAGAGAGCAGUUCUAUCAAUGACUUUAAUAAGGAAAACGAAAAAUGUAGUGAUUGUGAUACGUCUGGUACACAUGUCCAAGAAAAUGAUAUAGUUGAUGACAAAAAAUCGACAGUAAAUGAAAAUAAUGACACGAAUGAAAAUACAAGUGAUGAUAUUGAGUCGUCACCACUUAAAACCUUGGUGUGGUUUAGGAAAAAAGCUGUUAACAGACAGCCAAUUUGUAUUGAAAAUAUUGAAUAUGGCGCAGCGGAGAAUGCUGCCUUUUGCAUAUCUUGUAAUAAACUUCUCGACCAAUGGGAUGAUGUAGCUGCAAGAAUAUACUUAAAAUAUUUCUUUGGUUUUGCUGCCUUAAGUCUAAUGAGAACGGUCGCAAAGUCGUAUCAACAUGUCAUCAAAAUGUUUCUCAAUACAUUCCCUAGAACUGUCGCAUUUAGCACGGAUCGUAUUAACUAUUCUCCUCCGAGUAACGCUUGCGUGACAAAAAGUUUUAAAACUUUUAGACGACUUGAGCGCAAAACGCAAAUAAUGUUUGCAAAAUUAGUUAUAAACUCAUUUAUGCUUAACUACAGGGCCAGAAAUGAAACCCAUCUUUCUGAGCUAUCUAACACCGGUGGUGUCACAAAUAUGCUUAGAGUUACUGUAUUGUCUCAUUUAUCUUAUUAUGGAAUGGAAAUUAUAAAUAUGCUACAAGAAAUCGCUUCUAGAACAUCUUGUUUCAGUACGGUAUUUGAAUCGUUAUGUACAACGGAGACAGCGUCUUCGUGGAAUAAAGUUAAUGAUUUCUUUAAAAAGUAUAUGUUCGAGUCAGCACGCCAACGCACUUUUCACUGGGCACGAGUUAUUGACAGGAAACAGUUUAAAUAUCUCUCAUGUGAAAACAAUUACGAGUUAGCAGUUGUAAUUGCAGUUUUUGUCGAGAAACUUACUUCGAAUGGGGGGAUAUGGAAUGCGCGAUGGGUGAAAUCUGGAAACAAUUUAGAAACAUAUAAGGAACUUGGACGUAAAAUGUAUGAAGACUUUCUUUCUGUAAGAAAUCUUUCAUAUUCCUUAUUAGAUUGUGAGGAAAUUCUGAACGAGUUGAAAUAUAUUCUUAAAUAAUCGCAUUUCAUACAGUAUAUUGAUUAUAUAUAAUAUAGGACUGCCUCGUUGGUCUAAUGGUUAGAUGUAAGGCCGCAGACCCGGAGGUUUUGUGUUAAAUUCCAGGUCGGGUCAAAAAAAAAAGUUAUUGGGUUUUUCUAACACAAAACAUAAGCUACAACUAAAUUUAUAAACGAAUAUGAUUAUUUAAAUAUAUUAAUCGUUGGUUACUGAAAGAUAACUCUGAUCAAAGUCAGAUUUACCGAUCGGACUAAAUGUAGACCGCUCAUUCGUCGCAUAUCGACCGACCAAUCAAAUUAUUAAAGAAUCUAGAUAAUGUGCUAGUUCACAAUGUUGGACAUCCGUAAGCUUAGGACAAUAUUUACUUAAGCUUAUUAAUUACAAUAUUUAAAUUACGUUUACUUAUAACCAUUCAAAUUCUAAUUAUUUAAAGUAACUGAUCAAUGUAAAGCGGAGGUAAA